This is a messenger RNA of Hirundo rustica (Barn swallow), 10630 nucleotides long. It is a transcript of the gene MGAT3, whose product is annotated as beta-1,4-mannosyl-glycoprotein 4-beta-N-acetylglucosaminyltransferase. Gene Ontology annotation, molecular function: beta-1,4-mannosylglycoprotein 4-beta-N-acetylglucosaminyltransferase activity. NCBI's taxonomy places the organism in Eukaryota, Metazoa, Chordata, Aves, Passeriformes, Hirundinidae. Gene Ontology annotation, biological process: protein N-linked glycosylation; N-acetylglucosamine metabolic process. The record is from RefSeq and is a predicted model, not a curated record. The transcript has 3 exons. Bases 3497 to 5005 code for a protein of 502 amino acids. Gene Ontology annotation, cellular component: membrane.
GUGCUUGGGGAUGGCAGGUAGACCUAGUACUCCAGAAACAUGGAGCCUGUUCCAUUUCUCUCUAGCUGGAGCAGAGAGAGUUGGGCACUCCAUGUGGAGUGGGGGGGUGGAAGUCAUACUGGCCUCUUUAUCUGCCAUGUGAAAGCAAUUCUAAUUUGAAUUGCUGCUUUGUGUUGAAGUGUCUGAGUGAUCUGCAAAUAUGUUACUGCAUGGGUGUUAUGGAAUGACUUUAGGCAGAGGAGAUGAGCAUUUUGGUAUCAGGGGAAAACCAGGAGCUUCUGCUCUGACUUGUUCUCCAUGACUGCUUUUUCCCUGUAACCAUGGGAGAGGUCUAAGGAGUCUUGAGUCCCAUGCCCUAACAAGAUGGGGUAGCCUGUAUCCAGCAGCCUGUGGUGUGGCCUCUUGCCAGUGUUCUCCAGAAAAGAACACUGGGGCUGGUGAACUGCCAGCUCUUAUCUGUGCAUAUCUUUCUCUCUGGCUUCUUGAAAGAAAAGUGUAUUAUUUCAGGAUGGUAUAAAUCAACCGGUCAACACAGUAUAAAAUGGUAACAGGUGCCUGGGGAUAACUCACGUGCAUAACACUUCUAGCUUUCCUCCUUUUCUGAAAGCACUUCCCCUGCAUGGUAGAGACAGAACUUCAAGCAAGGAAAUAUCAAAGGAUCCCUUACAAAAAGAAGCUUUCAGCUUCUCUCUCUGGGACCGAGUGUUGCUGAAGCAGUUUAUAACUCUGUGUUCCCUAAAGAGCUUUGUCUUAAUGGAGCUGACUGUCCAUACUACUUCGGGCUCUUUCUUCUACUUGAGCAUUAAAGCUUUUCUUGCUGCUGUUUUUAACCUGACAGCCACUUGAUCACUCUCCCAGAGAUCAAGUUGACUUUUUUUUUUCCCUUCUUCAGUCAAAUUGUCAGAAGGGAAAUACCUCUUCUAGCUGUUUUCUGUGUUCCUGGUCACUGAUGGCUGCUUUGUGUUGGAGCAGCUGCGCUCUUCUGUGACAAACUGAGAUGUCUCCCUGACUGGUACCUCCUUUCUCAUUUCCACCACAUGUAAAGGUUUUGGAUGGGGAGCGUGGGUAAUCUUUGCUUGCUGGCCUUUGUCUCCAACUACCUGCCACUAGACACAUCUCUGACUGCAGGGCUGAUCAGAGGAUAUGGGAGGGGAUACAUGACUGAUGGUAUUUACUGCUUUGGCUCACCCAAGGGUGCAUGAGAGUUCUCCACUCCCUGGCAGAAGAAUCUCUGGCAUGUGAGAAUGAAGGUGGUUCCCAGGGAAGGGAUUUUGACAAGGCACACACCUCGCUUCUUUGCUUCCCCUCUUCCAGGAUGGGUUAGGAAAUGGGUUCGUGUUCCCACUCCCUACCAAAACCAACUGAGCAGUGAAAAUUGCCUCCUGGGCCAUGUCAGCAGCAGAACAGCAGAGGGUACUGCAGGGCCAGCUUGCUUGGCAGAGCAGCCUGGGAGGGCUGUCCACACCAGCCCGAUGCAGGAGCGGAGGCAGUGCAGCCCUGCCCGGAGCUGAUUGUGCCUGUGGGUGAAGAGCUGCAGAGCCACAUGCUGAGCCUGACAGAUACUGAUGUAUGCAAAUGUCAGGUGAGGAAAAUAUGCUUUGCUUCCUAAAACCAUGCAUCCUGCUAUGUUGACACGGCAUGCUACAUCUCAGCCGAGCAGUUUAUUGAAUUUCAAGAGUUAUGGCUUUUUGUCUGGGAAUUUACUGUGGCAUGAAGAGCAUCACAGCUAUCUGAGAAGAUGAUGUGCAGUGUGUGAUUCCUUCAGCCCUGGCUUGGCCCAGAGGAAGCUGGCUGCCCUGCAUUUGUGUGUCCUGUAGGAACUGGAGCGAAACCAGCAUUACCUGGCAAUCAUUGGGAUUGCUGUAUUGGAGCAGGUCAGCUGUUCAUCUUGCCCAGGUUACAGCAUCUGAGAAAGCAGCCUGAUGUCUGGAAGUAAUGCCUUGGAGAAGUCACAUGACAUCUGACUGGAGAAAGCUGCACUCAUUUACCAGUGAGGGACGCUUUCUACUGACACCCAGUCACUGCUAAUUUGGUGGGCUUUGGGCAUUUUUGUGCUCUUCUCUUCCCCACACAAGACAGAUUAAAAACCGGUGAUGUGCUAGGAAAAGGCAUUGAAUAUUCCUCUACCUUACAAAUGAUCUUGCUGCUUCUGCAAGACAUUAACAGAGCCUUAAGAAAAAAAAAAAUCGGGUAGGAAGAGAUGCUCAUGAGGUUUUCUGCAGUCCCUUGUUUUGCCCCCAUGAAGAAACUUUGACAGCAGUCUCCAAGAUGAUCUUUUAUGGCUUUUAACAGAAGAAUAUCCAGCCCCUUGGUGGCUGUGCCACUACAAAGGUGAUGUCCCACCAGCUGAGCCAUGACCAGUCAUGUGAGGUCGGGCUGUGGAGCUGUGGUGGAUGGGUUCUGGAAGCUAGGGUCUGCUGUGGUGCAGCCCCCUGAGGAGAGCCAUUUCCUCCCUUUCCACGUGCCUGACAAGAUGGUCUCCCAGGCGCCCAGAGCCAGCACCUUGCCCUGCUGCUGACUUGUGUUGUGGCAAAGUAUAUCAAAACCCCUACUAAACAUUAACUAAUAGAAUCAAGCUCUCUCUCCUUUUUCCUUGUUUAUUUUUCUUUCAAUUUUUUUCCCUCCCAUGGCCAUGCUGUAACUUUUCCAUCAGCUUCAGGCUUGCAGUCCUUCGGUCAGAGCCUAAUCUGGGACUCCUUGCCCUGCCACCUGAGCACUGACAAUGCUAGUGGAUGAUGACUUCCACUAGAAAUGUGACCACCAAGUGUCCUGAAAUGCUGUUGCUGAGCUGUAAGGUACAACUGUGGACAGCCCUUCUGCCAAAGUCCAUGUCAGAGCCAUCUGUGGAAAGCGAGAUAUGUUUUCCUUUGGGCAGUUGCCAUCUGUCUAAAUGCUUUAUGGCUUUUCACUUCAGUAUUAAAUUCUCCUCAAGUUAAUCAGUAAACACACUUUGCUGUAUUUUACCUAAUACGCUCUGAAGUGGUGGGAGUGGGUUGGGUUCUUCUUCCCUCUGCCCACACACCUGCCCACAUGUCAGCUUUGAGGAGCCUGUGGGGCUGUUCCCCCAUGAUCCCCAGGAGCAGGGACUGCCUCCAGUGAAGGUGUUGCUGGCACCAUGGUGUGCCAGGUGGAGCCUUUGUAAGUGAUGGUGCCUCUCAGGAACUUUGGCCCUGGAAGGGAGACUGCGCCAGGGAGAGAACCACCAGAAUGCAGGAUGUGGAGGAGGUGAAGUGCAGCUCUAUGUUCCCUGCCUGGGCUGGUGGAGGGAAGGAUGAAGGCAAUAUUUCAUGUUGUUUGGAGGGAAGGGCUCUGCACCGCUGGCUUCUUCCUGGCCUGACAUGGAUCCAUCAUGAUGGCAUAGUAUUACUGGUGGAGACAGCUAGGCAUGUAUUUUUGUCACCUUGAUCCAGAUACAGGAAAAUCUCAGCAUCUGGUCCACAGAUAGUAAAAAGCAAAUGGCAACGUAUGGCGAUACAGUGGACUUGAGAAUCACAGGAUGAAGAUGAGACGCCAUAAACUCUUUCUGACUCUCUGCAUGGCUGGUCUCUGCCUCAUCUCCUUCUUGCACUUCCUAAAGGCCCUUUCCUAUGUCACCUUCCCCAGGGAGCUGGCUUCACUUAGUCCCAACCUCGUCUCCAGCUUCUUCUGGAACAAUGCCCCUGUCAUGCCUCAGGUCAGCCCUGAGCCAGGGGCUGCGGAGCUCCUACGCACACCCCUGUAUUCCCACUCCCCCUUGCUCCAGCCCUUGUCUCCCAGCAGAGCCAGCGAAGAGCUGCACAAGGUUGAGUUUGUGCUGCCAGAAGACUCAACAGAAUACUUUGUCCGUACCAAAGCCGGUGGCAUUUGCUUUAAACCAGGCACCAAGGUGUUGGAGAAGCCACCUGUGGGAGGUCGGCAGGAGGAGCGAGCGGAUGGCGCAGCCUCAGGGCAGCCGGCUCGGAAGCCGCUGAGCGCCGGCGGAAGCAAGCGGCGCAAGUGGGUGGAAUGCGUGUGUCUGCCGGGCUGGCACGGCCCCAGCUGUGGGGUCCCCACCGUGGUCCAGUACUCCAACCUGCCCACCAAGGACCGCCUCGUGCCGCGGGAAAUUCCCCGGCGGGUCAUCAACGCCAUCAAUGUCAACCACGAGUUUGACCUGCUGGACGUCCGCUUCCAUGAGCUGGGAGAUGUGGUGGAUGCUUUUGUGGUGUGCGAGUCCAACUUCACAGCCUACGGAGAGCCGCGGCCCCUCAAGUUCCGCGAGAUGCUCCUAAAUGGCUCCUUUGACUACAUCCGCCACAAGGUGCUUUACGUCUUCCUGGACCACUUUCCCCCCGGUGGCCGCCAGGACGGCUGGAUUGCUGACGAUUACCUGCGCACCUUCCUCACCCGGGAUGGUAUCUCUCGCCUCCGCAACCUGCGCCCAGACGACGUCUUCAUCAUCGAUGAUGCUGACGAGAUCCCGGCCCGUGACGGCGUGCUCUUCCUCAAGCUCUACGAUGGCUGGACAGAGCCCUUUGCCUUUCACAUGCGCAAGUCGCUCUACGGCUUCUUCUGGAAGCAACCGGGCACCUUGGAGGUGGUCUCGGGCUGCACCAUGGGGAUGCUCCAGGCUGUCUAUGCUACCGAUGGGAUACGUUUGCGACGCCGUGAGUACUACACCAUGCCCGGGUUUCGGCAGUACGAGAACAGCACGGGACACAUCCUGGUACAGUGGUCACUGGGCAGCCCCCUCCACUUUGCUGGCUGGCACUGCUCCUGGUGUUUCACUCCAGAGGGGAUCUACUUCAAACUGGUGUCAGCCCAGAAUGGGGACUUUCCCCGCUGGGGUGACUACGAGGACAAACGAGACCUCAAUUACAUCCGGGAGCUGAUCCGGACUGGUGGCUGGUUUGAUGGUACUAUGCAGGAGUAUCCCCCUGCUGACCCCAAGGAGCAGAUGUAUGCUCCCAAGUACCUGCUUAAGAACUACCAGCGGUUCCGCUACUUGUUGGAGAACCCCUACCGGAAGGCGGAGGGCGCUGGUUGAGGCCACGGAGACUCAGACUUGGGUGUGAAAUCAGAACUUCACAACAAAGGGAAAGAGUCGGGUGUUUUCAUCUGUUCCUUUUCUUCUUUUGUUUCCUUUGUUUAGGGGCAGGGUGUGCCGUUUUUCUGGGGUUUCUGCCCUCCCUCACUUCCUGUUCCUCUUCCCUUCGUCCCAGGGUGAUGCCUGGGAACCCAAUUUACUCAGUCACAUGAAGGGAGGCCUGGGCAGGAGGAAGAGAGAUGUUGAGGACCCCUUCUGUAGUAGCAUAAAGACUUCCUUGCAUCUUCCAAACCUCUCCUGCUGGCUGGAGAGAAUCUCUGCAGCCAGAUGGCAGAUUUUCCUCAGGGGGAGGCUGAGAGGGUCCCAUGGGGAGAGAGGGCAGCUGUUCCCAUCCACCCUCAUCCUUUGUGGAUUGGAGCAAGCACAGAUGCAAGCCUGGGCUAUUCAGUGAGCAUGUGAGUCAGCAGGCACAAACUUUUGUGAGUGGUUGCGUGUGCAGAUGUGUGUCACUGGCGUUUUUUGGAUGAGUGAAUGUACAAAAGCAUCUCAGUAUGCUGCCUUUUUUUUUUUCCCUUUUUUUUUUUAAUAUACCUCUAUAUUUUAAGGGUAUUUUGGGGAAGGGAAAUCCUUUGCUUUCAAGGUGUCCUUCUCAAAAUGCAGCCUCUUGCACUUAUGUGGCUUAAUGCAUUCUGUUGUGGGCUGGAUCUUGCCCCGGUACUCUACCAGUCCUGGAGCAGAUCGAUAGGAAGCAGAGGAGAAAGUUUGGUUUGAGGGGGUUUUCUGCUCGUUUUUCCCCCCUUGCCCCCACAACACUGUAUGGACUUGUCCUACAGAAGCCAAAGCAUCUUCCCUGCAGUACAUGCUUCUCUUGGGGCUGGGAUAAGCUGCAGGGGACUCAGUCGGAUGGUGGAAGUGUAUAUUUGCAAGUGCAUGGUUGCCUGUGUGCAUGAGUGCUCGCAUGCAUGGGUUUGGUGUGCACCUGGGUGUUUGUUACCAGUGUUGGGGCGGAAGAGGACGUAGUGGGGCUUUGCUGUGUGUGCUUGUAGAAAAUGAUGGGAUCCAGAAGCUGUAAUCUCAGUAUUGGCAUGGGUGACUUCUUGGGCAAUUCACAGGAGAGGACCAGGGAUAGAACUGGCUCUGCAUAGCAGUGCUGCACAUAUGGGACUGUUGCAUGCCUCUUUGGCUGCCUUUAGAGCCUUGCAGGCUGUGCCUGUAGCAGGGCUGCUGCUUACAUGUGCUGGCUACUCCUUCUUACCAUGGAGUAAUAAAAGGGAGAAGAGGAAGGGCAAAGUGCUGAUUGUUGUGGGCAAACAAAGCCUAUCAAGGCACGGGAUCCAUCUGUCUGCCCUUAAGGUGUGAGAGAGCUCAUGAGGAAACAGGCCAUGGCCAGAUUCUCCCUGGCGCCAAGACACUGUUUGGGGACCAUCAUGCAAUCCAGAGUGUGUGCCCCCACAUCUGUAGCCUGGGCCAUGCAGAGAAGACGUGGAGAGGACAAAGGAUCUCGGAGGGUGCUAGUUGCAGCUGGUUGGGCUGGUGUCUGCUCAGGCACAGACAGUGAGGAUCUGGCCUGCUGUUGUAUUCGAUUGUUUAGCUCACUGAGGAGGCAGAUUCUUGUUUCCACCCUUACCACCACCCUUCCUUAGCAGAUGGCUUGACAGAGUGCCCAGAGCCUUGGUUGUAGUGGGCAGAGGGUGAAAAACAUAAUAGACUUGCUCUCUUAGCCUUGCAGUGGAAAGACUGAUUCAUGUUCCAAGCAGAAGUCAUAUGGAGGAGGAUAAAGAAGAAGGCAUUGACACAAAGAAGUGUGGCCUUUCUGGCCAGCUGUUCUAAAGCAGGAGGGUUUUCAUUGCCCUUAACUCCAUCAGGGCUCUAUGGUCCUGUGUUGCCCAGCAUGUGCCACCCUUGUGCUGCAUUCCUCCCUAUGUCUCUCUCUCUUUUGCCCUCCUAGUCCCCUCUCUAGAGAAGGGAAAAUUGUCAACUAAAUUAACUUGCUUGCCUAAUAAGGCUGAGACUGGAAUAGAAAGACAAAUGUUUUUUUCUGAUCAAAUUGAGAUGCAGUUCACCUUAGCUUCUUCCACAUGUUGUGUGCCAUAAUGCCUGCUUAGAAGAACUGAAGGAACCUCUUUUUUUGUUAUUAUUUUUGGUUUCUUUAAAAUCGCUGUUCUCAGUUCAGUUGUAUCUUCCCCACAGGCAGAGAAGCCCCUUUGGGAAGUGGGUGGACAGCCAAACUCUGCUAGGCAGAAUGCUCUUCCCUCCCAGAGGGAAGUUGUGGCUUUUUUAAGUCUAGACUUAUUGAUGUAGCAGAAGGAGCUCCUGUCACAGUGAUGGAGUUUUGGUACUGGGCAACUCUGUGAAGGACUUAGGUGUAGGGAGAUUGUAGAGAAAUGGGGUCCCAGCUGAGAAAGAAGAAGCCUAUAUUGAGCAAGAUGAAAGCCAUAGCACUGAGGGUGCAGCACAGGGGAAAGAUGCUUUCCCCAGGGAAAGCUGGAGGAGAGCAGCAGGUGUGUUAGCUCAUGCAAUUCAGCAGCAGAAAAGUAUGGAAGGAAGAAACCAUUUUUCAUGAUAAUUCUGAGGUGUGAGCCUGAGGUCUGCUCUUGGAUCUUUUGACUUUGCCUUGUCUCCGUGAUAAUAGAAGGCCAGUGCCAGGCUUUGCUGGAGACAGAGGAGAAAGACAAGCCAGUCUUUGUAUGGGUGCUUUGUCAGCACCAGAGCCCCACUUCAGCAGGAGCUAAAGUUCACGUGUGCUGCGGCUUCACCUCCUUAUCUCCCACAGUGGGAGCAGCCUCUCCUCUGAUAUCAGCCCUCCCCACACAUGACCAUCCUUGGGGAUUUUUAGUGCACAGCAGUCACAUUUUAAGUGUUGAGGUAUGACCCUUGUCUCUUGGGAAUUUGAUAAGCCCACAGCUGCAGUAUCUGCGUCUCCUGUUCCUGAAGUACAGCCUGUUGCUUUCUCUCCUCCAUUAUUUGCUCUACAUUCUCCUCCCUCUGAUGUGUCUUUCCCUUCUGAUCCCUUAGGCUGGAGAAGAAGGUGUUGCUGGAACUCUUCUGCAGAACUCCUGCUCUGCCUGCCUCCUGGACUUACUCACUUCCUUAUUCUUAGGAAAUUAAAUUUAAACCAGACUUCUUGUUGUAGUGGGAGAAAGGGGCUUUACAGAUGAAAUGCAUUUUUUAUUGCUUCUCUUUCUCAAGAAUUGUUUAAACGUUUCUUGAUUUAAGGCCAAACCAGUCAAUGUUUGUCUAAUUUGUCUGGCUAACCCUGUAUUUAUUAUCCUUAGGGAGCUAGACUGCUUGUCAUUAAAAAUCUUCCUUCUUAUCCCUGAAGGGAACAGACACUACUAAGCUGGCUUUCACAACAGUGAUUUUUCCAAGGUUGUGGCUUACCCUCUGCUCAGUCUUGCCUGUGCUGCCUCUGCUGGGACCUCUGCAGCCAGGUUCUGGUGGGACAGCCACCCCUCCAUGCAACUGCCACAAGAGGGAAGUCAAAAGUAUGUGGGUAUGUGAGUUGGUGAGAGAGGCAAAGCAGGUGGCAGGUUUGUGUCAGAUCCUUGUUUCUCAGUGCUGGACUUGGAGGUGAGCACCGAAGCUCCUUCAUCGUAUCUGAACCAGGUUCUGGAAUUUGAGAAGGGGGAGACCAAGAACCUUGUCCUGGCACUGGGCUGGAACUGGGAUCAGACUACCAGAGCCUGAUGUCUGUGGGUUGUUGCAGCCAAAACUGUCCAUUGGACGGGGGUAUGCAUCACCAGCCUUUUCCCACAGCCUUCUUCAGCCUUGUGCUUUUUCAUUCUCAAAACCUUUUUUACCUUCAAUUUGGUAAAAAGUGGGGCCAUGAAAUAGGUGAAGCAGUGUGUGGCACACCCAAGCCUUGCAAUUCUUUCUGUCUCUUGUUGUCCUUGUGCUUCCCACCUAGAAUGAGAUUGUGUGCCUAUGCAUGGCUUUGUACUUGAGAAUGCCUCUUCCUCUUUUGCCCCAAGCGAAAGUAAGGACAUGGGCUUUGGUGGACCUGCAGCAGGUGAGCUUGCUAAAGCAGAAGGAGUAGGGCAGGUUAGACAUAUUUGCCCAUCUGGGGGUAAUGCUACACCCAAGUGACAGAAAAGAUAUGGUGACUUUGUGCCUGUGGUUGGUAUGGAGGAUGACAUGCUCAAGCCCAUUCUUGCUGUUGCAUUCUCUGAUCCCUGUGUCCUGCUGAGAUGUUUGCUGUUGUGCUGCCCAGGUCAACCUACUCUGUGUCUCUGUGACAGAUAAACCAAGGAAACCAGAGUAAACAAGGAAACCGAGUUGGCACGGAGGGAGGGUGUCGGAGCAGAAUGGGUGUUCAUUCCCCUCUGCCUGCCUUGCUGUUUCCUUGUGGGAUGGUGUCUCUUCCCCUCCUCAGGGCAAGAGGCUUGGGCUCUUGCCAGGGCUCUCUCCCUAUGUUCCAGCUCCUGCUGGCAAUCUCUGUGGCUGCUAUGCCUCUGCACUGUGAAGAUGUGUGUCCAGGGUCACUCCUGGUUCCAUUAGUGAACACUGGUGGAGAGGGAAGGGAUGGCUUGUCCUGGCUUCACUGACCUCUAACCUUGAGGAGAAAGGAGGGAAGUGAGUGGGAGAAUGGAUCCUGUAUCCUUCCAUCAUUGUGUUCUCCCUACCCUCCCUAAAACCCUCCUUUCUGAUUUGUGAGACAUUGGACAAACUCACUCCUAUUAUGGAAAGGGAAAGGGGAACUGGAGGGUAAGGGGGUGGCAGGUGGGGUUCAGAUCCAGCAUUGAGAAAGAAGAACUGUUUCUAAUGCAAUAUAUUGACAUUUUAAACUUUUGGGCACUACAGGUAAUGGAUUAAGAAGGGAUCUGAAAUACUCUGAAACUACGAAUUCAAACCACUGUUUUUUCUUGCCUGUGUGGAUGAUGAUGCAGUAUCAUCUUGGAGGUGGUUGAGCAGCACUUCUGAGCCUGGGGGUCACCUGGACCCUACUGCUGGUGUUGCUCCUGGAGGGGCUCCAGGACACCCUGCUUUGAAAAAAGAAUGCGUGGACUUGCCAAAAAACUAAAAAGAAAAGAAAAAAAUAAGAGCAUCUGCAAAGCUCCUUUCAAUUCUGUAAUUUAUAAACAGCAAGUAAUAAUGAACUUUUUGUAAGGAUAAAUCAAAUGUACAUUCUGAAAUCAUUUUCUCUGUAAAUGGUUGGAUUUCAUUUCACCCUUAAAGGGAUGCUUAAAAGGAGGAGAUAAUAAUAAAAAUUUAAAAAAAAUCACAAAGUAUGAAAAGAAAGCAAGAUGUGUAACAGCUUUUAUUUCUGAUUGCCUGGCCAAGGGGGCUGCUGGAAAAUGGAGUGAGGGAACUUCCCUAACUCGGCAGAGCACUGUUCCCAAGAAGGGAGAUUGAAGGGGAGCCUAGCUGGCGUGGGGACUGAUUCCUGGUUUUGUAGGCCCAUGUCAGACCUAAUCUGCAUGUUAGGUGAGUAUGAACAUGUAAAGGAACAUGAGUGCGGAAUGAUGGCUGCUGUGUGGUUCUCAGAAGAGCUGAUGGACGUGGUAAGCAGCAUCAUCUCAUAAAAUGGUCCCUUGACGCUAUCUUUGCUCCUUUGGAUGCAUCCAUUUUUCCAAGUAAAGCCCUGGAAACCCUGGAGCCUCAAAUUAAACUUCCCCACUGCAGAAA